UCCUUAUACUACGUCACUCAGCUUUCCUUCAGCGGUCGGCAGAUUCCACAUUUCUUAAUCAGUAAAAGGGAAAAUAAAAACCCACCCCUGCUGCUUUUAUGUUAUUAGUGGGUUACAAAGUGAGAAGCCGUGCUCCGUCCGGGGAAAAAAUGGCUUCGCUUAUUUUAUGGUGUUUGUGUUGAAAGUGCCGCGUCGGAAAGUGGUGGUGAGGAAACCAGUCUGCGCUUUCAGUGGCUGCAGAUUCCACUCUGCGCGGUGCGGACAUAGGAUUUUACUCAGCGCGUUUGUGAAGAAAACGAGACCGCUUUACGGCGGGAGAGGCAGAAAAGGUCAGAUGUCCCCAGAUGGAGCCCGAGGGCGAAAGUCACAGAGGGGCGGGCUUCCAGUGGAGGAGCUACAAGUUGCUGUUGGAUCCCGCAUUGCACAGUCGCAGAACAACGCAGAAAGUCUAUCGCUAUGAUGGAAUCCACUUCAACAUAUCCGAUGGAGCAUUCCUCCCACUGGGGGACGUGCGGGACCCCCGACAGCAUCGCAUGUGGAGCAAACCACGAGAGAUUUCCCUCCCUGUUCCUAAAUUUAAGUUUGAUGAGUUCUACGUGGGACAGCUUCCCCAGAAAGAAAUCACUUUUGCGCAUCUCAAUGACAACGUGCGGGAGCCUUUCCUGGCCGACAUGUGCCGCAAGUUUGGGGAUGUGGAGGAAGUGGAGAUACUGCUGCACCCCAAAACUAGGAAACACCUGGGGCUGGCCAAGGUCCUCUUCUCCAGCUCCAAAGCGGCCAGGGACACAGUCACUCACCUCCACAAUACGUCUGUGAUGGGCAACAUCAUCCACGCCGAGCUGGACCUCAGAGGUCAGCAAAGACAGAAAUAUUACGAUCUGAUCGUGAAUGGCUCGUACAACCCCCAGACAGUGCCAACGAGUGGGAGAUGGGCACAGGAGAGGCUGCAGCCAGACAUGGUGGACUCCAGGCGCAGGCUUUCCAGCGACUCCUCCUCCUACCUCCCAAAUAACGGAACCCCUUCCUCUCAGGAUCUCGGCUCUUCCUACAGCCAGUAUACCCCCUCCUCCUCCCAAGGCACCCCCUACACUCCGCGAAGUGGCACCCCCUUCUCUCAGGACUCUGCCUAUUCCAGCAGGCAGGGGACUCCCAGUCAUUCCUCUUCUCAGGACACUUCGGGAUAUAAAUCCAGGCGUCAGGAGAACAGUUCUGGGGACUCCUAUUCCCGUCGUUCUGGGCACCACUAUUCCCCAGCCCCGUCUUCCUCUACAUCCUCCUCCUCCUCCCAGCACGAGAGCAGCCAGAAACGCUUUCACAGGCACCAAAACCGGUCCUCCCCGCAGUCAUCUUAUCGCUCUCGCCACCGCAAACCACCCCCACCCCCAGAAGAACCCCCUCUGAUUCGCUUCCCUGGGACGCCACCUCUGCCACCGCCGCCACCUCCUCCCCCACCCCCUGAUGACAUUCACACGGAUCGUGAUUACCGAAUAGCCCACCCUCCUCCUCUUCCUCCUUCCAUCCCUGCACCUUCAACGACUAUUCUGGUGCCUCCACCUCCUCCUACUGAGGGAUGGGAGCCACCGCCUCCUCCUCUACCUCCUCUGCCACCGGUCUGUUCUCCUCCUCCUUCCCCAGCUCGUUCCUGCUCCCCACUCCUUGAUGGUGUGUCGGAGAGUCUGCCAUUCACACAACACAGCAGUAGCCUGGACUCUCGCAUUGAGGCUCUGCUGAAGGAACAGCGCUCAAAGUUCUCCUUCCUGCCCUCAGACACUGAGGAGGAAGAGGAGGCAACAACAGAAGCACCUACUCAAGAGCCAGUAGUAGUGGAAGAGGUUCCUCCUGUUCAUGGUCCGUACACCCCUCCCUUACCCGCAAGCUUUGAGGAUGUAUCGGCAGAGGCUAUCCUGAGAAUGGCAGAGAUUGGCAGGACAGCAAAUGGCCAGGACCGGGGAAUGCUGAUGCAGGAACCUCCCUUCCUAAGAGACCCCAGCAGUUGGUCACGUAACUCCCUCCCUCCGCAGCUGCUGUCGUCUGGAGAAGAUAUGGAGAUUUCCGAUGAAGAGAUUAACAUGGAGAUGCCGGGGGCAGCAGUUCCGCCUUUCCCGCUUCUGCCACAUUUGCCCGGAGCUGCCGGAACUUUUCAGUCCCAGCCCAUUCCGUCCCCUUUGCUCCCCCUGCCGCCCCAUCACCCUCAGCCCCCUUCUCCAUUCCCUCUGCUGCCCAACACUGCUGCCAGGGGAAGGCUGGGAGACCUCGCUGCUGGCUCAUCCACACCUCCUGCACUUGAUCCCUCUUCCUCCUCUUCUGCUUCGUCUGCCCCCCAUAUAUAUGACUUUGUAAACUCCAUGGAGUUAGUUAACCGCCUGGGUAACCAAUGGGGUGGCACCUCUAUGUCCUUUCAGAUGCAGACGCAGAUGCUGAGCCGUCUGCAACAGAAUAGGCAGGGCAAAAAUAUGCCCUUCGAGGACCCUUACCCUCCACCGCUCCUCCCUCACCCCAUUCCCCCACGGCUUCACCAGCCACACCCUCCGCCACCACUUAUGCCGGAGCAAGUGUUCAACCCAACCUUUCCACCUUUCCCUGCCCAACAGCCCCAGCCACUAUUGCCUCCGCGGGAGUUCACUGCCAGAACAGCACGGGGGCCCAGCCAAGAGCCGAGGGGUCCAGGCUGGGCCCCAGGGGGAGGAGUGGACCCACAUGCUUCAACUAUUGAAAGUGUAUUAUCGGCGCUGAUCCAGGAGAUGAAGAACACAAUGCAGAGAGACCUGAAUAGAAAGAUGGUGGAAAAUGUGGCUUUCCGAGCAUUUGAUGAAUGGUGGGAGCGUAAGGAAGAAAAGGCCAAGCCUUUUCAAAACGUGGCCAAGCCACCUCCCCGAGAAGAGGACAAGGAAAAGGCGAGGCCCAAGGAGCCGGGCCUACUCUCAUUGGUGGACUGGGCCAAGAGCGGGGGCGCAGAAGGCUUUGGUUUUGGAAGUGGGCUCAGAGAAGCUCUCAGGCUGCCAUCAUUUAAGGUCAAAAGGAAACAGCCAUCAGAAGAUGAGGACAGUGAGCAAAAGAGGCCCCGUCCCUCCACUCCAGCGGAGGAGGAACAGGAUGAAAGAGAAAAGGAGACAGAGUCUGACUCCAGGCAAGGGGGCAAACUCCCACAGCAGGAAGGCAAGCGAGUGCACAAGCGCCGGCGUCCCUUCCACCUGGACAGUGAAGGAGAGGAGGCGUCGGAGGAGUCUGCGUCAGAUAAGGACGACGAAGAGGAUGAACUCAGUGAGAAGGGAGAGGAUUCCGAAGAAGAGGUUUCUCCUCUCACCAAACUUUCCUCCAAGAUCAUCUCCGAUGACGACAGCGACAGCUCCAGUGAAUCCGACAGCAGCAGUUCAUCUUCCUCUUCCUCAUCUUCGUCCUCAUCGGCUUCCUCCUCGGCGUCCACCCCAGCCUCUUCUGAUGAUGAGGAGGAACAAGAAGAGACCCCAGAUUUGCUGUCUGUUUCUGAACCUCCCAGGCCCCCUAGCCCUGCCUCUCCUCUUCCAGAACUGGAAGCUGCAGCUGAUAAGAAAGAGCCGUUGGAUAUACCCCCAGCUACAGAGGUUAAAGAGGAACAGUCCACAGAAAUUCCAGAGCCGCCACUUCCUCCUCCCCCUGAGCCUCCGUCCAAACCCCACGCACCUCCAUCGCCUCCACUUCAGCUCCUCCCUCCCCCCAAGAAAAGACGUAAAACAGUGUCAUUCCAGCUCCUUCCAGAAGAAGAGGCCGAGGCAGCAGAUAGCAAACCCCCCAAUCACCACGUUCCAGAAAAUGCUGCUCCUGAACGUCCGAUUAGCCCCCUGCUGGAGCCCAUGCACCUGUUGCCUACUCCCACCGACAAGGCUCCUCUUCCUUCUCCUGAGGCUCCUACUGCACCAACUGCAGAGCUUCACAGCAGCCCUAAACCUGAGCCGGAGGAGCCUCCACUUCCAGCCAAGGAAGCCUCUCCUCGGAAACAGCCCCCAGAGAGGCUCACAGUACUGAACCUUCCUUGGGACCACGCGUCGUUGGUAAAACCCUACCCACCUCGAGUACGCAGCGAAGACAACAUGGAGGAAGAAGCAGAAGAAGACUUUGAAAAGCAUCUUGAAGAGGAAGAGGUCAAACCACCGCCUCCGAUUGAAGCACCAACGCAGCCGGAACCAAAGUCUCCUCUUAUAUCAGAACCCAGCGAGGUAGAACGGACAGAAUUCAUAGAAGAUCUAUUGUUUGCCCCUGUGCGGCAGAUACUCUUGGAGCAUAGCUAUGCGUCUAUACCCGCUGCACUGAAACAGCCUCCCAGGAAGCAGCGCCUUUCCGUGGAGUUGGAGAAACCCAAUGAACUUGUCCACGUAGAUCUUGGCCAAGCGGUGCUGGAGGCCCCGGAGGAAGUUGUAUGUAUAGGGGGCGGUCUGGCGGUAGAUGGGGAGACAGGGCUGCUCGACGUGGGGGAUCUGGAUAUCUCAUCCCCCAGGAAAAUGGAAGAGGCUCUGGCAAAGCUGGUUCACGACGAGCCAAAGAUCAAAAGCAAACGGACGCUGGCUAAAGAGGCGGAGCCAGGGGAGGUAACCUCUGAGGAGGAGGACGAGGAAGAAAUGUGGGUAACCACUCGGCAGUUGAGGUCCCACAGGAACCGGAAGGCGGCCCAGCGCCAGUUACCCCCUCUGUACGAGAUUCGCAGCGAGUUUGAGCAGAUGACUAUACUGUACGAUAUCUGGAAUACGGGACUGGACUUUGAAGACAUGGUCUUCCUCCGCGACACGUACGAGAGGCUCCUGCAGGAGGACCACAGCACGGACUGGCUAAAUGACACCCACUGGGUGCAUCACCCAAUCACCAACAUUGCUGACCCCAAGCGGCGGAAGAACCGGCAGGACGGGCUGCGGGAGCACCAGACAGGCUGUGCCAGGAGUGAGGGCUAUUACGCCAUUAGCAAGAAGGACAAGGACAAGUACCUGAAAGUACUUCUCGUGGCAGCUGAGGAACAGGAGGCAGAUACCCAAGGCACUAACCGGGUGCUGUCAGAGCGGCGUUCGGAGCAAAGGCGACUGCUCAGCGCUAUGGGCUCCACUGCUUUGCUGGACAGUGAUCUACUUAAACUCAACCAGCUGAAGUUCCGCAAGAAGAAGCUGAGGUUCGGCCGCAGUCACAUUCACGAGUGGGGUCUCUUUGCCAUGGAACCCAUCGCUGCAGAUGAAAUGGUGAUAGAAUACGUGGGGCAGAACAUUCGGCAGAUGGUGGCGGACAUGAGGGAGAAGAGAUACUCCCAGCAGGGGAUCGGCAGCAGCUAUCUCUUCCGUAUGGAUCAGGACACCAUCAUCGACGCCACCAAAUGUGGGAACCUGGCCCGAUUCAUCAACCACUGCUGCUCGCCCAACUGUUACGCCAAAGUCAUCACCAUCGAGUCCCAAAAGAAAAUCGUUAUCUACUCCAAGCAGCCAAUCGGCAUCAACGAGGAGAUCACGUACGACUACAAGUUCCCCCUGGAGGACAACAAGAUCCCCUGUUUGUGUGGGACAGAGAACUGCCGGGGGACGUUGAAUUAACCCUUCCCUUCCCCCCCAUCCUUUCUGAAUGUGCCUGACUCCGGGGGCCACGGCGCGCCCCUGUGGCACUGUGUGUGGAAGCCAAAAUGGCCGCGAAGAGCCACCGCUCAGCCGAGGCCCAACCCAGCCUGAAAUUGUAACGUUUUCAGAGGAGAAUGGGGCAUUGCCAGUACCCACGGGGGGGGCAUUGCCGGUACCCACAGGGGGGCGCUAGCAGCUAGGGGACUUGUUUCUUUCAUCCGUUUUUAAUCUUUCAUUUCGUUUUCUCUGGCCGAUUCAUGGCACUUUAAAGAAGCUCCCUGGUUGGUUCUGACCCACAGUUAGAACCCCCCCCCCCUUUUUUUUUUUUUUUUUUUAAAUUCUGGCCCCGCCCCCUGUCCCACCAACAGUUUUAUUUGGGCUACUUUUAUAUCUUUUAGCUUCUCCUUUUAUCCCUCCCCGGGGGGUGUGUUUAUUUAUACAAGAGAGGUGUGGCCUUCCUGCAGUGCCGCGCUUGGCAACUCCUACUGUGGCCCCGCUGGUGUAGACUAAGGAUUUGGCGCACACACAUCUACUGUCCUCCUCAUUACCCUUGUGUCUGGGACAGCCAGAUUCCGAGCUGUGGGUGUGGCUCCCGAGCUGUGGGUGUGGCUCCCGAGCUGUGGGUGUGGCUCCUGAGCUGUGGGUGUGGCCAUAUAGGGCAGCAGCCGCGCCCGGGCCCCUUCCCUCCGGCCUGUAUAUACCACUAUCCGGCCAUAUGUACACACACACACUUACACAUAUAUAUGUAUAUAUAAAGCCGCUCAUGGAUUCCAGGAUACACAGGGUUACCCCAAACUCACUCCAGAAAUAGGGGGGAAGGUGUACAGCUUUGGGGGGGACCCUUCUUUAUGGCACAUAGACACUGCAGUAACACUGACAGCCGCGGCCAUUCAUAGUGGGGCCGAGUACCUUCUAUCUGUUGCUCAACCACAUCCUCCUAUUGUCUUGGGAUGUUUGUACCUUCCCACAAUGCAACAGGGGCAGUACAGAGAUACUCGGCGGCGCUGUGGGCGGCGGCACAUUCUCAGACGCGUAUCCCCCUAGUCCGGUCUUUUAACCUGUAUUUAUUUUAUUCUCUCGUUUGGGAUGGUUUUUUUUUUUGUUUUCAUUUAAAAGUGUAGCCCAGUUUCAACUGCACUUAAACCCCGCCCUGAAUCUCCUGUCCAAUGGGAAGUAGAGGUUAAGCCUUAAGGAAUCAAGGGGAAGUAUACUCGGCGUUGAUAUAGACUUUGUUUAGUAGAGGCCUGUGCCCUGCAGCCAUUGGCUCUUCAGCUGCUGCAGGACUACAUUUCCCAUCAUGCUCUAGAGCCAGCGGUUGCUUGGUACAGUCAGACAUUCCUUCUGUGUGUAUUUGCAUUUAUGCGCAGAAGGCGGGGCUGACCUAUUGCCCUUUAGACCUGGGCGCCACUUGCAUGCCCCCUGCCCUCCUAUGCGCUCUAUUAGCCACGGGGCCACCACAGCUGCCCACAGUCAGUGCUCAUAUAUCUAUUAGGCUCAAACAUGGCUGCCAUGGUCGGAAUGUUCCCUGCACACUGAGCUAUGGGGGGGCUAAGUCUAUAAGUGGGGUGUAAAGGGGUGUGGCUAGUGGGCGGGCAAUCUGUAUGACGGGGUGUCUAUGUCGCUAACGUUCCCCCAGGGGUAAAACUGCGCCGGGCAAUGAGCCCGUAACCCAUUAAGGCCCAUGUCCCUUGUGCCGCCAUCUCCUUCUCUUUGCUUUGAGGCCUCUGAACAAUAUUUAAGUUAUUUCUGGGUGGGCAGUUGGGCGCCCGGCAGUUACGGGAUUGGGUGGGGGGGGGUGCAGGUCAGGCCUGGACAUUAAAGUUGUACAUUCUGUAUAUUAACUGCUUUGUUUCUUGUAGAAACAUGAGUUUAUUACGUAUAUA
Messenger RNA from Xenopus tropicalis (tropical clawed frog), 7447 nucleotides. It is a transcript of the gene setd1a, whose product is annotated as SET domain containing 1A. Gene Ontology annotation, molecular function: RNA binding; nucleic acid binding; histone H3K4 methyltransferase activity. Gene Ontology annotation, cellular component: Set1C/COMPASS complex; nuclear speck; chromosome. Gene Ontology annotation, biological process: chromatin remodeling. Bases 345 to 5543 code for a protein of 1732 amino acids. The record is from RefSeq and is a predicted model, not a curated record. The transcript has 20 exons. NCBI's taxonomy places the organism in Eukaryota, Metazoa, Chordata, Amphibia, Anura, Pipidae.